This is a messenger RNA of Hyphopichia burtonii NRRL Y-1933, 1137 nucleotides long. RefSeq names its product origin recognition complex subunit 6. The transcript has a single exon. Gene Ontology annotation, biological process: DNA replication. Gene Ontology annotation, cellular component: nuclear origin of replication recognition complex. Gene Ontology annotation, molecular function: DNA binding. Bases 1 to 1137 code for a protein of 378 amino acids. Lineage: Eukaryota; Fungi; Ascomycota; Pichiomycetes; Serinales; Debaryomycetaceae. The record is from RefSeq and is a predicted model, not a curated record.
AUGAGUAAUCCACAGUCCAAACAGUCAUUGAAGGACGUGCUACCGACACUUGCCGAGCCGUAUCCGGCACAGCUAGUGCUGACGUUGGAGUCACUUCAUCUGAUGAGCCUACAAAAAAAUCCAGUCUUGCCUAAUAAAUCAGAAAUAGCCAGAUACCAUAUUUGUGCAUACUUGACGGCAGAACGAUACCAACAGCAGUUGAAGCUACCGCUGCCAUCUUUGAACAAGAUUCCUGCGCAGCCCAAGGUUGUUAAUAAGAUCCUCGAUGAUUUCAGAGCAAAUGUAUUGAAUGGGUUCAAAUCACCAACCAAUUCCCCCCGAAAGAGUAUGGCAAGUCCAUCGCCUUUCAAUACGCCAACGAAAGGAUCAAACAACAAACUCAACUUGUCGCCCAGCAAGAACGGACCGUCGACUCCAAGGGUGAGCUCCCCCUUGAAGAGACUACAGGCAUUGAGAGAUGAAGAUGGUGCUAUUGGCAAAAAAUCAAAAUCAAAUAAUGCAUUAUCGGAUGCUGCAUCUCCUUUCAACCCUAAGAAUAAUCCAAAAACUCCAACAAAACAGUCUGCUCCAGGAACCCCGGGGACCCCUUCCACCCCAAGAUACCAAAGACACAUCACCAUCUCGGACUUUAUUUCUUUUGCCAAUAAUUUUUACAUUCCAUCCAAUGUCACUCCGCAAAUGGUGGAGUGUUUUCUAGACCAGAAACAUAAAUUCACCAAGAAAAACGAAUGGCUUCUUGCAUGCGGAAUGAUCCACGCUGCCUACGUGAGAAUCAACCAUAAGCUCAUCAACUACACCAUGGGUGCUAAAAAAAAAUUGGAAGACCAAUUGUUCCAGUACCAAAAGGGAGGCUUAAUGAAAGAUAAUAUGAAAACCUGGAUCAAUAUCAUUGAAGAAGCAGUCAAAGUGGAACCCUGGGUCAUAGACCUAGAUAAAAAAUUCAUCGAUGGCACUUGGUCUUCUCUGACCCAAGACAACAUUCAAACGUUAGAAAUUACUGCAAAACUUGGGAAAGGCUGGGAAAUCGUUGAAAAAUUCGGAAGUAUGGUCACCCCCGAUACCAUGUUUGAUUCCAACACCCAAAACACUUACUACUCUACCUGGACCUCCAAGGUCUUAUCCGAACUAGACUCCUAA